Messenger RNA from Cryptomeria japonica (Japanese cedar), 7780 nucleotides. Its product is annotated as protein SUBSTANDARD STARCH GRAIN 4, chloroplastic. NCBI's taxonomy places the organism in Eukaryota, Viridiplantae, Streptophyta, Pinopsida, Cupressales, Cupressaceae. Gene Ontology annotation, biological process: protein secretion. The record is from RefSeq and is a predicted model, not a curated record. The transcript is spliced from 24 exons. Gene Ontology annotation, cellular component: plasma membrane. Bases 399 to 7394 code for a protein of 2331 amino acids.
GUAGCAGCUUUAGACCUGAAAAUUGUAUCAUGCCGGAAAAACGAACUUGCAGGCAGUUGAUACAUUCCUCGCUUCACGCCUGGAAACAAAUUUUAAUUCGCAACAAUGUUUUCGACAAGGCCACAAAAAUCUCGACUCGACCUCAAUAAUCUUGUAGCACUGAAAUUCCGAUAUUUUUAGACCCACUUUUCGUUAUUGUAAACAGAUUGGCAGCAGCUGUAGGGAGAUUGGUUUUUCUUCUUCUCAUUUUUCAAAAAAAUUCUUCUUCGGUAGGGUUUCAUAAUAUUUUCCCUGCGAAUUUCGCCCAUUUAUUCUCAUCGCCAUGGUUGACAGUACCACACAAUUUGUGCAGAAUCUUGAGGUAAGAUGGCAUCAGGUUGCCUAUUUUUCCGGUGAACAUGUCCUGUCAGUUGCCACUGAACAGUGGCACUGGUAAUUUGAUGUGUCCUAUGGCUGUAACAUGUUCCCAUGGUGUAACAAUGCAUCCUCUUAUUUUAGGUUCACCUCAUGGGUGCACUGUGAAGGUAGGCAAGCUUACAACUUAUGGAGAAAGGGAAACUAGAUUAAAGAAAUUACAGCAUGGGCAGUUUCUUGGGAUUCCUCUGAGGAACCUUCGAACUAGGCAACCUAGAGGUCAAGGUUGGGGUCAUAUUCUUGGCAAACGAGGCAAAACAAGGAUUUUUUGUUGUCAACAAAGAAAUCCAUUUUUACAGGCAUAUUUGCAAUUUAAUGAGAUUGGUAAAUUCCUGGAAAGUAAACUGAAAUGUCAAAACAGAAUACAAUGGCAUUUUCAAUAUCCUUUGCAAGACAUGGGAAUGUUUAGAAAUCUUAUGGAAAUGCUUAAAGUUCACAUGGUUAUGCUAAAAGAUCACAUUUUUCAAUGGAAGGAAUGGCUAUCUUUCAAGGGACUAUUUAUUGUUCACUUCACAGUUGUUCUCGGGGCGCUGUUUUUGUGUGCACAAGCUGGAGCCCAAGCAUAUAUUGAGCGAAGAGUUUUGCCUUCUGUUUCAACUGCCAUAGGGGAAAGUCUAGGUCGGAAACUCAACCUAGGUAGGGUUCAAAAACUUUCUCUUUUGCGGGGAGCACUCUCCUUGGAAUCUUGCUCCUUGGGUCCUCACUCUGAAGAAUUCUCUUGUGGGGAGCUUCCGAAUGUUAGACUUCAGCUUCGGCCUUUAGCCAGCCUACAGCAGAGACAAUGGGUAAUUAAGGCUGUGUUGGUGCAACCUCAUAUUUUGAUUACCCAGAAGGAGGACUGGACAUGGCUAGGUAUCCCAACUCCACUGGAGAAGCCUUUGGAAAAGCACCCUUCGAAUGAGGAGGGCAUUGAUCUUCGCACAAAAGCUAGGAGGCUUGCAAGGGAGCAAGCAGCUAUUCAGAGUGCUGAAGAAAGAAACAAGUUGGCAAGAAAAUGGGCCCAAGAGGGCUAUAUAUUUGCAGAUAUUGAGGAGCCAAGGUCGCUGGACAAGGACACUGCAAUGCAAGCUGAAGAAAUGGUAAACUCUGACUCCAUGAAUUGCACAGAAGAAGAGUCUACCCUAGAAAGAGGUUUUGAUAUAAGGGAAACAGGUAUAGAAGAACAGUUGCAUCGCAAAUGCUUGGAAGGUAUUUGUAAUGAGAGCGGAUUGAAAGGGCCUGAGUGGAAGAGAGAUUUUGAGCAUGAUAGCUUGGAUUUAUCUUUUGCUUUGAAAAUGUCUGUUUCAAAUGUAAAAUUGUGGUUAAAGGAAAAUAUGGUGAGUCCCUUACUGCACCAAUUCAGGCGUUCAACUCCAAAUCAUGAAUAUUUUUGUCAGAAAGUAGCAAUGCAAAGAAGAAACCUUGAUUACAGUGCUGCGGCAGCAAGAGCAUACUUUGAAAACCUGGACAAGAGUAAAAUAUCUGAUGCAGAAGAUGGAGGAGGAGAUACUGGAAAAUUUGGUACAGCAGAGGACAGCCAGAAGGAAAUGGAAGAGACAGACGAAGAGAAUAGUAAGUUUACUGGCAUCAAGCAUUUAUCUACUGAUUCCAUUGGCCUCUCUUUGAUGCGUCUCAAGGAUGUUUCAUUGUUGGAUCGAGGUGUUGUAGGCGAGGAAACAAACUUACUAGAUCAAUCUCCGAAGCAUUCAUCUACAAAUGGCAUAGAUAAUGGAAAAGGCUCUGUCUAUGAAGCUGUAGUUGAGCCUACUUAUGAAUCAUGUGAAACAAACAAACUCUGUAAAUCUAGUGAGAAUCAUUGUGAAAGAAGAGGCAAGGAAUUAGUGAAUGUAAAAUGUAUGAGUGAGAAAAUAUCUGCUCAUUACUCUAAUAACAUGGACAUUGUAUUGCAAAAGAUAGCUGGGCGCACAAAUGACAAUCAUUUAGAAGAUGAUAACAUUGAAAGACGUGGGCCAUAUGCAAAUAUAUGUGACAAUUCAUUGGAGGAAUUACAUGGAAAAGUGAGUACCACUGAAACAAACAGAGAAAGAGAAGGAAAAGAAUGGAGUGACAGUGAUAUAACUUGGGGUUCGUCUCCUGUUCUUGCAAGUUUAAGAGCCUCUAGAGAUAUGACCCAGGCAAAGUCUACAGUUGACAAGAGUACCCAGUUUCAUAUUCUAAAGGGAAGCCUUAUGACAUCACUUUCAGAUAACUUUAUCACUUUUGUGCAAAGAAUGGAUAGAUACAUAAGAAACAACUUCAAGCAACUUGCUGCUGAACCUGAGUCAGGUGAUCAAAACAGAGUAUGCAUUGGAGGGUCAGAGCAGCUUCUGCCAGUUUACAUAGACUCUGUAUUUUUCAGGGGUGGAACUCUAAUGCUGUUAGGAUAUGGAGAUAAUGAACCCAGGGUAAUGGAGAAUAUCAAUGGACACCUAAAAUUUCGAAAGGAAUAUGAACAAAUGCAUUUGCAAUUAACUGGGAGGCCAAAGGAGUGGCGUACUGGUUACCCAUCAAAGGAUGGAGGGAAGUUGUUUAUAAAUACAUUUGUUGAUUUCCUGCAACAGGAGUGGCAUGUCAACAUAAAAGCGAGGGAUCUCUUUGCUCCGCUCUUUGAAAGGCUGCUGGAGAUUCCAAUUGUUUGGGCAAAUGGCAGAGCCACUGGAGAGGUUCAUAUCUGCAUGUCAACGGGUGAUCAUUUUCCUAACCUGCAUGGACAACUUGAUGUGAGAGGAUUAGAAUUUCAAGUGUUGGACACACCCUCUUCUUUUUCUGCUUUAUCUGGAAGUCUAUGCUUUCAAGGUCAGAGGAUAUUUUUGCACAAUGCAAGCUGCAUCUUUGGCGAAGUGCCACUGGAAGCUUCAGGAGAUUUUGGAAUAAAUCCUGAAGAUGGGGAGUAUCACCUUUUGUGUCAGGUCCCAAUUGUCGAAGUCAAUGCUCUUAUGAGGACUCUCAAGGCAAGGCCUUCGUUAUAUCCAAUAGCAGGCUCAUUGAAAGCAGUCUUCAACUGCCAAGGCCCGAUGGAUGUUCCCAUAUUUGUAGGCAGCGCAGUAGUUUCAAAGAAAAAUGAUAAUGACUUAAAUAUGCCGUCCUCUGUUGCAUCUGAAUCAGUCAGGCUAAACAAGGAUAACGGGGCUGUGGCUGCUUUUGAUCGUGUUCCAUUUUCAUACAUGUCAGCCAAUUUUACUUUUAACACUGAUAAUUGUAUGGCAGACCUAUAUGGCAUUCAAGCAACUCUUGUGGAUGGUGGUGAGAUACGUGGUGCUGGAAAUGCUUGGAUUUGUCCAGAGGGUGAUUUGGAUGACAAUGCAGUUGAUGUAAAUUUUUCUGGAAAUGUUCUUUUUGAUAAUGUUCUGCGUCACUAUACCAGUGAUGGAAUCCAAAAAUUACCUGUCAAACUUGGUGAUGUAAAUAUUGAGGCCAAAGUAUUUGGUUCCAUAUUGAGACCGAGUUAUGACAUUAAAUGGACAGCACCAAAGGCGGAAGGUUCUUUUACUGAUGCUCAUGGUGAAAUUAUUAUUUCUGAUGAAGCUAUUACAAUCAGCUCUUCUUCAAGUACUUUUGAUCUUCUGACAAAAAUUGAAAUAGCUUAUCCCAAUUUACUCUAUUCAGAAAACAAUAGUUCAGAUUUCAAGCAUGCUUUUGCUCCAGAUAUCAGGAGUGUUGACGCUGACUUACGUUUGCGAGGUUUUGAUAUUCUUGGCUUAUUUCCUUUUGCUCCCAUUGGCUCUUCAAAGCCCAUGCAUAUGAAACUGACAGGCAGGACAAAGUUUGAAGGGCAUGUAGUAAAAUCUUUAGAACGAUCAGUGAAUGAGAAAGUUGCAUGGCAAGAUGACUGUGUUGGGAUGAAAGCAUCAGGACUUGUUGGAGAGGUACAUUUAUCAGGAAUAAAAUUAAAUCAGCUGCUAGUAGCACCACAAUUGACAGGAUCAUUGGAUAUUUCACCCCAAAGUUUUAAGCUAGAUGCUACAGGAAGACCUGAUGAGAAUUUGCUGAUUGAAAUCAUUGGCGGUUUACAUCUUGCUGGCUCAGAAACUUCGCUUUAUGAUUUAGUUAAGAGAAAAGUAUCUUUAUCUCUACAAAAGGGCCAGCUUCGCACCAACAUUUUCUUCCAGCCUGGCCAUUUAGCAAGUUUAGAGUUACGUCACUUACAACUUGAUGAAUUGGAGCUAGCUUCCUUGCGUGGAAUGGUUCAAAAGGCAGAAAUUCAACUUAAUUUUCAGAAAAGGAGGGGUCAAGGAAAUUUAUCAGUAAUGAGACCAAGGUUUAGUGGUGUGCAGGGUGAAUCACUGGAUCUUUCUGCUCGUUGGUCAGGAGAUGUGAUUACAAUUGAAAAGUCUGUUCUGGAACAAGCUUACAGCAAAUAUGAGUUGCAAGGUGAAUAUGUUUUACCUGGAACAAGAGAUCGUUUUCCUGGUGAGAGGGAUAAGGGAGAGAGCCUCUUAAAGAGGGCAACGGCUGGACAGCUUGGAGAUUUUAUUGCUUCUAUGGGAAGGUGGAGAUUGAGAUUAGAAGUUCCUGUUGCUGAAGUUGCUGAAAUGCUGCCAUUUGCUCGCCUGCUUUCAAGAAGUAUUGAUCCUGCAGUUCUCUCAAGAUCAAAGGAAUUAUUCAUGCAAGGCGUACAAAAUGUUGGAUUUCAUGCUGAGAAUCUUAAAAAACAACUGGAGGCUGCUCAAGGCUAUAAAUGUGUUCCUACUGAUGAGGAAACCCCCGAAGCAAUACCACUUCCAGGGUUAGCAGAAUUAAAGGGCCGUUGGCAUGGAAACUUCGAUGCAAGUGGAGGUGGCAAUGGAGACACUACAGCAGAUUUCGAUUUCCAUGGAGAAGAUUGGGAGUGGGGAACUUAUAAGACACAGAGGGUUCUUUCAGUUGGAAGUUACAGUAAUAAUGAUGGUCUUCGCCUAGAUAAAAUCUUCAUACAAAGGGAUAAAGCAACUCUUCAUGCAGAUGGGACCAUAUUGGGACCAAGGCCUAAUCUUCAUUUUGCUGUUUUAAAUUUUCCUGUUGGUUUAGUGCCAACUCUAUUGGAGGUUUGCAAAUCUUCAAGUAUGAAUCCUGUGCCUUCUUCAUGGACACCUUUGACACCUAUAAGAGGGAUUUUACAUAUGGAAGGAGAUUUAAGAGGAAGCCCAGGAAAACCACAAUGUGAUGUACAAGUAAGACUUUUAGAUGGAGCUAUCGGAGGUGUUGACUUAAGGCGUGCUGAGGUGGUUACUUCUAUCACAUCAACAAACCGCUUUGUAUUUGAUGCAAACUUUGAACCAGUAAUCCAUACUGGUCAUGUACAUGUUAUAGGAAGCCUUCCUAUGGCUCCUUUGGGAACCGAUGCACUAGUGGAAGAGGAUAUUGAAAGAGAAUCUGCCAGACCAAUGUGGGUUGUGCGAUGGAUGCAGGAUAAAGGAAAAAUUACUGAUAGAAUCGAUGUUGAUAAUAAAUUUGGCAGAGAGAGAGGAGAAGAAGGCUGGGAAGUUCAGCUAACUGAAAAUUUAAAAGGUUUGGAUUGGAACCUAAGAGAAACAGGUGCAGUGAAGGUAGAUGCAACUGUAAAAGAUGGUGGCAUGAUGUUAAUCACGGCACUGUCUCCUUAUGCCCAUUGGCUUCAGGGAAAUGCUGAUAUUACCUUACAGGUACGGGGAACUGUGGAUCAACCAAUUUUUGAUGGAGCUGCAACAUUUCAUAGGGCAUCUGUCUCUUCACCAGUGCUUCCCACACCACUUUCAAAUUUUGGAGGCACAUUUCAUGUUAAGAGCAAUCAGCUAUGCAUUAAUGGCUUGGAAGGACGAGUUGGAAGAAAGGGGCGUUUGUUAUUCAAUGGGAGUCUGCCAUUGAGAAGCAGCAAAACAUAUUCCGGAGAUAAGAUUGAAAUGAAGACAGAGAAUCUUGAAGUAAGAGCCAAAAAUUUAUUCAGUGGACAGGUGGAUAGCCAAAUAGAGGUUACAGGUUCAAUAUUGGAGCCAGAUGUUUCUGGGAUGAUUAAAUUUAGUCGUGGAGAAGCAUACUUGCCACAAGAAAAGCGCACAGGGGCUGCUAUUGCUCGUUUGGCUUCAAACAAUAAGAAUCUGUCAACAAGCAGUCGUAGCCAAAUGAAAGCUGCGAGAAAUAUUGUUGGCUUUUAUGCUACACAAUCUUCUCCCUUACCUGUGAGGGAACCAGAUACAAAAGAAAAAAGUAGCAGGGGAAAUGAACAAAGCAUAAGUAAGCCCCAGGUGGCUAUCCACUUGAGAGGGCUCAAACUUCACCUUGGACCAGAGCUGCGAAUUGUUUAUCCUUUGAUACUGAACUUUGCAGUAAGUGGUGAACUUGAGCUUAAUGGCUUGGCUGAUCCAAAAUUGAUCAAACCUCAGGGAACUCUUACAUUUGAAGAUGGAGAUGUAACUCUACUUGCUACUCAAGUGAGAGUCAAGAGAGAUCACCCCAAUAGAGCAAAGUUUGAACCUGAUCAGGGAUUGGAUCCAACUUUAGACCUGGCAUUGGUUGGAGCAGAUUGGCAACUCAAGGUGCAAGGUCGUGCGAGUAACUGGCAAGACAACUUGGUUGUGACUUCACCACGUUCUGGAGACCAUGAUGUGCUUACACAGGAUGAGGCUGCUCGAGUUUUUGAAAGUCAGUUAGCAGAAUCAUUGUUGGAAGGUGAUGGCCAACUUGCCUUCCAGAAGUUGGCAGCAGCUACUCUUGAAAAUUUGAUGCCAAGAAUAGAAGUUAGCAGAGAGUUUGGGCAAGCACGGUGGAGACUUGUAUCAGCUCCACAAAUUCCAAAUCUACUUUCUCUUGAUCCUACAGUAGAUUUAUUCAAAUCCCUGGCCAAUCUUUCCAUUGGUGCCGAAGUGGAAGUGCAAUUAGGAAAACACUUGCAGGCAUCUGUUGUAAGACAGCUCAAGGAGUCAGAAAUGGCCACCCAAUGGACUCUGCUAUACCAACUUACCAGCAGGUUGAGGAUUCUUUUUCAGUCCACCCCUCCUACAGGAAACCGAUUGCUCUUUCAAUACACUGCAACAUCCCAGAAUUGAUAUUCAAGUUGAAUUGGAUUAAAGAAGCUUCAUUCAAUGUCAAUGUGUCUGCUAAAUUAAAUACAAAUUCUUGCUUCUUCUCAUCUACAUCAUAUAGAAAUAUGUAAUUAUCCUGAACAUAAAGCUUUUACAACAGCUCCUAUAGUAUUGAUGUCCAUGUAACCCUCCAUUAUUUUUUUGAAAGCUCAAAACUGAGCCUUCAUUCAUGUAACAUAUCCUUAUGUAAGUAUACUACCAAAAGAAAGAUGUGUUCGAAAUCCUGCCAUUGGUACCUAAAGAAAUAUUCUAUCAUUAUCAAUGAAAUUCCUUGUAUCAUAUCAAAGUUACAAUCGUAGUAUUUCGAUAUUGUUUGCUCUUGAAAUGCAUUUAAGUUUUGCCAAUCUCAA